AUCGCUAGAUCACCAUGAAAAUUGAAGCAGUUAGGCCCAAGGCAUACUUGGAUAUUUCUAUAGGAAGUAACAAGAUCGGAAGAAUAGUGGUUGAACUAUUCACUGACCUUGCUCCAAAUUCAUCAGAAAAUUUCUUUAACUUAGUCAAAGGCAUUGACAUUAAUGGAAAAUCCUAUACUUACCAAGGCAACACUUUUCAUCGAGUAAUUAAGAACUUUGUCAUACAAGCAGGUUUUCUCGACCAAGCCAAUAUAUCUACAAUAUACGGAGAAAACACAGAUAAGCCAAUCCCAGGAGAAAACCUUUCACAGCCAUUAGAUUCCCCUUUCUUAUUGUGCCUGGCCAAUAAUGGUGAUGUUAAUGCUAAUGGAUCACAAUUUUUCAUAACAACAUUCCCACAACCACAUCUCAGUGGUAAGCAUUCGGUCUUUGGAAAAGUCAUCCAUGGUAAAUCUGUAGUACGUGAAAUUGAACGUGCUAAAACAAACAAGGAGAAUGUCCCUGAACUUCCAAUCACGAUUGAUGAAUGUGGUGAGUGGAAUGAUGGUAUGGAAGUGCCUAUUUUCAAUGCAUGCUAUGACACAAUUGGUGGAGAUGUCUACGAAGAAUACCCUGAUGAUGAUGAAACUAUAGAUAAAGAGUCUUCUGAGUCAGUCUUCAAUGCAUCGGUCAAGAUUAAAGAAAGCGGGACCUUACUUUUCAAAGCUGGUGAAAAGUACAAGGCGUUCUUAAAGUAUAGAAAAUGUCUUCGAUAUGUUAUGGAAUAUAUUCCUGAUCAAGAUCAAGAACCUGAAUGGUUUGACAAGUAUCUGGACUUGAAAAAGAAAUUGUACUUGAAUUUAAGUUUAGUUUGUUUGCAGCUUAAGAAUUACACUAAAGCAAUUGAUUAUUCGAGCUAUUUGUUAGAUUUGAGUAACAUUACUAGUCAAGACAAAUCAAAGGCUCUCUUUAGACGAGGCUCUUGUUUGCUUGAAUUGAAAAAGUAUAAACAAGCAUUGGUGGACUUACAAGCGGCUCAAGAAAUCUUGCCUCAAGAUGCUGCUAUAACCAAAGCCGUUGAAAAAUAUGAAACUUUAAUAGAGCAAGAAAAGAAUAGAGAAAAGGCUAAAUAUGCAAAAUUCUUUUCGUAAAUAGAUCUAUACAUUUAUAUAAAGACUGUAUCAUUACUCGUGAGAAUGUUCGUUUUCUCUAGAAUCAUUAGAUGGUUCAUUAUCUCUAUUGCUAGAUUCAUCCAGUUCAUUUUCUCUCGACUCAUUACUAUUCAGAUCAUCACGAGGGAUAGGAGAAUCAUCAAACAAGCUUCUUAACUCCAUACCAUCAACAAUGUCGUCAUCAGUCAGUCUAGUUUCAAUCCCAUUGGCAGUUCUUCUACUAGUCAUUCCAGUGGGGAAUAAUGGUUCCGAAGGUGGGGUUCGAAGUGUUCUUUGUCUAGUUAAAUAUUCAAUCACAUGAUUUAAUGGAUCAUUCGCGGAUACUGGUUCAGUAGACUCUCUCCAUCCACCUCCAGCACUUCUUAGUAAUCUUCGAAUUGGUGGAUGGCUAGUUGUUCUAGGCAGAAGUGUUGGUGCAGGAGGUGUUGAUGCUGGACGUGUUGCUGGCACUGGUGAAGGUAGACGCACUGGUUGUUCUGGGGCCGUUUCUUGUUCUGUUGAUGGUGUAUUUGAAAUAUUAUUUUGAACAGUUACAUUAGUAGGACUAGUAACGGGACUGUUUUCGCCUGGAAGGGUAAAUAUGGUAAAAUUUCUAGCUUCUUGAGUUUGUGGAGGUACUGGACGAGUUUGUUCGGUUUCUUCGACUUUGUACCUACAUAAUGGACAAGUAGUAUGUUCCUUUAACCAUUCACAUAAACAAUCCUUGCCGAAAAUAUGUCCACAGGGCAUCUUGAUAGGAAUAUGGUUGAAUUUCUCAGUCAAUUCAGCAAGGAAAACUGGUUGGUUAUUAUUAUUAUUAUUAUUAUUAUUAUUCUCAGUAUCUGCUGUGUCCGACCUCAGAUUUGUUGAACUUGCAGUAGUAAAUGUUGACAGAUCGUGUAAUCUUCUCUUUUUGUGAGAUAUCGUUUCAUCUUCGUUAUCUUCCUCCGUGUCAACAUGCAAUGCUUCAUAUACUUCAAAACAAAUCGAACAUAUAUUACUUUCAUCUAGUUCCUGUAAUUUUAUACCCGGGAAACUUGAAAAUGUCUUUAAUGUAAUACCCUUCUGGUUGUGAACUCCAUUCAAAAUUGAAGUAUAUGCUAAUUGUGUGGCCAAUCUAAUAAACUCUUGUAUGACACGCGGAUCACGAUUUGACGCGUUGUUGGGUAAUGACAUGACGAGAGAACCGGCUCUGUUAGGAUUAUUGGGUUGAUUUUCAUCGGAAAAUACGUAAUUUACCGUGAUUACAAUAGCACGAUUUGGAUCAUCGGCAUCGGUAGUGUCAUUAUUAGUGGGUGGGGUAUCUGCAUUAUUAUUAUUAUUAUUAGGGUUGCUAUUAGCAGCAGGAGGUACCUCGGGUGGAGAGGAAUUGUUUGGUUGGUCAGUAGAUGCGGUUUGUCUUUCAUUUUCCUCUUGCUCUCUUCGUAUAUUCUCAUUGGUGAGUUCUUCUGAUAUAUCAUUUGAAAUCCGUGACGGUGGUGUAGAUCUAGGCGGACUAGCUUGUGUCCAAGUAACAUAAUGUGAGUUAUUUCUUCUUGGUCCUAAAAGGACGUCAAUAAACCGUUCAAAUAUUCCCAUAUCUACUCUAUGACUUCUAUUAGGGUUUGUGGUGGUGUUGGUGGUGUUGGUGGUAGUGUUGUUACUGUCAUUGUUACCAGUGUUGUUAUUGGUGCUUGUAUUGGUAUUGUUGUCAGGGUCAUCCCUGGAUUCAUUUAUAUCUCUAUUAUUGUCCAUAUUGUAUCUAUAAAGUAGGAAUCAAUGCUUAAAAAAGAAUAAAUAAUUAAUACUGUGGGU
Molecule: messenger RNA, 2924 nt
Organism: Spathaspora passalidarum NRRL Y-27907
Lineage: Eukaryota; Fungi; Ascomycota; Pichiomycetes; Serinales; Debaryomycetaceae
Product: peptidylprolyl isomerase
Exons: 1
Coding region: 15-1130 (371 amino acids)
Biological process (GO): protein peptidyl-prolyl isomerization; protein folding
Cellular component (GO): intracellular membrane-bounded organelle
Molecular function (GO): protein binding; peptidyl-prolyl cis-trans isomerase activity
Source: RefSeq, a predicted model, not a curated record